AUGGAUAGCACGUACAGGCGAUUGGUUGGCUGCCGAGUUACCAGCCUUGUUCCCCAGCAAACUAUCCAUGGAUGUGCCAAAAUGGGUAUCGAGGAUUCCUUCACGUCAAUUGGCCAGCACCUUGGCCCGUGUGCACGUGAAUCUCGUCGACGUGUUAAACUCUUGGAACUCGGAUGCGACUCCCACUUGAUGCAACAAUAUGGAGGCUUUUGUAGGAUACAAAAAGGAAGACAAGAAGCCCGUCGAGGCAUCGAAAAGCAGCAGCAGGUCCUUCAGGCUUUGCUAUGCAAGCUGCUUGAAUGGUGCAAUGGGCUAUCUUUAGAGAAUUAG
Messenger RNA from Penicillium coprophilum, 330 nucleotides. RefSeq lists its product as uncharacterized. Lineage: Eukaryota; Fungi; Ascomycota; Eurotiomycetes; Eurotiales; Aspergillaceae. The record is from RefSeq and is a predicted model, not a curated record. The transcript has 2 exons. Bases 1 to 330 code for a protein of 109 amino acids.